AUGUCAUCUAAAUCCAUCGCCCCGAUCGAGAUAGGGUCGUUCACUGCCUCGACGCCUGAAAAGACCGAAUUCAUCGGCAGCGCCAGCGGAGUCUUCUUCGUCAACACCGUCUUUCGCGCCUUUGCUCGAUCAGCUUAUAACUCCAAGACGCUAACUUCCAACGAUCAGUCUGCACAAAAUGACCCUGGUUCCGUCGACAGCCGGCUGGUCGAUCCAGAGACCCCCAUGCAACUGGACCAUGAGAGCGCGGGGAUGAGGAUCCUCAUAGAGAACGAAACUGGCCCGAAUUCUUAUGGCGUCAAAGGGCAUGGGCUCGGGGUGGCUCCAGAGCAAGACUCAGCCAGGGAGCUUCUCAUGCUCUACCUCAAGAACUGGCAUCCUCUUUUCCCAUUUCUGCAUGGGCCGACCCUCUUCGAGACAAUCCGCGGUCUGUAUGAGAGCGACGGCCAGAGGAAGCUUUCACUGAGGCACCGUCUAUGCCAUGCCAUCAUCUGUCAAUGCGUAUUCAACGUUGCAGCCCUCGACAAGCCCGACGGAGCCCUUGCCACGGCAUCGCGGCUGGAUUCGCCUGCGAAAUUACUCUCACUCCUCGGCUACGUCGCGAGCAACCACGACAACCUCUCGUUGCAGGCCCUGCUCGCUGCCCAGCUCUACCUCGUGGCAACCAUGUCUCUGCGAGCGGCGUCGACGAUAGGAGGCACCCUGAUACGGGUGAUGUAUCACGCAGGUUUCCAUCGCUGCGCUUUCCGGUACCCCCAGCUGUCACCCCAUGAAUGCGAAUUGCGCAAGAGGAUCUUCUGGAGCGCCUACGUGCUGGAUCGCUAUUUGAGCCAAGCACUCGGUCAUCCUCUGAGCAUUCAAGAUUCUGACUUGGAUGUUUGCAUCCCAGGCAUGGGCGAACUGCAUAAACCAGUCAAAACAGGCCAGCAGGUAUCGUCUACGGCUCGCGCGGCCACUGAAGGAGUCCUAGCUCACCUGCCUCGGGGUCAUUACAGGCGUGAGUCGCGCUCAGAAGAACCUAUGGCCUCAGAACAGGCUGGGGGUCCCGCGACGGCCUCGGAAUCAGAGUCCCCCAGCCUGGAUCCUUCUAAUGAUAUCAACUUUUCACAGUCGUCCCAAAGCUCGCAGAUUCUGGGUCAUUAUGUGCUCUAUUGCCGGCUCACAGGCCAAGCAGUUCAGAUAUUCCACAUCUCGCUUCAGAACCGGACGAUCAGUGCGGAGCGAAUGAUGGAGCUGCAGUCAAACGUCCACGCGUGGUGGAAUGGGCUGCCCCAGGAAUUACAGGACGAGUAUACUGGAGACGGAGUGAAGCUAGCGUCGACUUUCACAUUCUUCUUUUCAGUACUGUAUAAUCAUCUUUUGCUGCUCAGUAAUCGUCCAUUCCUAUCUCUAUCACCAAAGUCUCUAGAAUUCAAGUCGAGUCUGCAGACAUGCAUUGCAGCAAGCCGUCAGAUUAUUACGACCUCAAGACGGCAGCACGACCGCGGGUUGAUUGUAUCUUGGCCCGGAAUGCUCUCAGCGACGUGGAUGGCCGGGUUGGUUUUGGCCUUUGCUUGUACUCUGAAACGAUAUCCAUUCAGCAAAGCGCAAAGAGAAAUCGAGGACGCAAUUCGUAGUCUUUCGGCAAUGGCAAAGAGCUGGAACAAUGCGAGACACUGUGCAGAAGCCCUUCAAACCCUGUUGGAAAACCUGACAACACAAUAUAGCCGGGGGCAGAAUGUUAUGGCCUCGCCUUCGUCCUCAAAUAUGGCUGCCACGGGGACUUCAAUGCCAGCAACGGUUGGCGGACCAUCCGAACAAAUUGCCACGCAGCUCUCCUUGACAGAGCCGAGUGAGCCUUCCAGGAAGAGGAAGAGGACCAAUCGGGGGCAACAAGGACAGAGCCAACAACAAAGCGAGCUACCUGACGCGACAAAUGGUCGCUCGACUCAAUCUCAAACGAUCAACCAAGAUUUUGACGCCGACUCAUACCAACUGCCCAGCCUCAACAGUGGGUCAAUGUUCCCGAUCCUCGAAUACACAGGGCCAGAUUUUGGUUUCAGCAAUGGACAGUAUCCAACGAUGGACGACUUCGAGUUCCUUGGUCUGCCAGUUUCCGACGAUCUGUACCCCAACAAUCCCGGGGCCUUCGGUAACAUCGGAUGGGAGGCAAUGGCUAACGGUUCUGGCAACAUGCAGAGCUGGGCCACUUGGGGAACACCGAAGUUUUGA
Fonsecaea erecta is the source of this 2211-nucleotide messenger RNA. RefSeq lists its product as hypothetical. Gene Ontology annotation, molecular function: DNA binding; zinc ion binding. Gene Ontology annotation, biological process: DNA-templated transcription. The record is from RefSeq and is a predicted model, not a curated record. The transcript is spliced from 2 exons. Bases 1 to 2211 code for a protein of 736 amino acids. Lineage: Eukaryota; Fungi; Ascomycota; Eurotiomycetes; Chaetothyriales; Herpotrichiellaceae.